Messenger RNA from Caenorhabditis briggsae, 1461 nucleotides. It is a transcript of the gene Cbr-pdhk-2, whose product is annotated as Protein CBR-PDHK-2. Lineage: Eukaryota; Metazoa; Nematoda; Chromadorea; Rhabditida; Rhabditidae. Gene Ontology annotation, biological process: protein phosphorylation; regulation of glucose metabolic process. Gene Ontology annotation, molecular function: pyruvate dehydrogenase (acetyl-transferring) kinase activity. The record is from RefSeq and is a predicted model, not a curated record. Gene Ontology annotation, cellular component: mitochondrion. Bases 1 to 1461 code for a protein of 486 amino acids. The transcript is spliced from 10 exons.
AUGCGCUUCUCGCGGAAGUUGCUGGGUCCAUUCGUAGGCUCGUUGGCCAAAAAACUCGAUUAUUACAGUCAAUUCCAACCGUCGUCGCUCACAAUUCAACAAUACUUGGACUUUGGCCGAAUAGGAACCGCCGCCAACUCGUAUACAUUUUUGAAGAAUGAGCUUCUCGUUCGACUUGCCAAUAUUAUGCAGGAAUUCACCCUAUUGCCACCAAAGCUUCUGCAAAUGCCCAGCUCAAAAAUGGUGUCAAACUGGUAUGCGGAGAGUUUCGAGGACCUUCUUCUCUUCGAAGCAUCAGACGCUUCACCAGAGCAGGUUGCUAGAUUCAACGACCAGCUGACUGUUGUGCUGAAAAGACACGCUCACGUCGUCGAGACAAUGGCCGAGGGACUGAUUGAGUUGAGAGAGUCGGAUGGGGUGGAUAUUGCCAGUGAGAAGGGGAUUCAGUACUUUUUGGAUCGAUUUUAUAUCAAUAGAAUAUCCAUUCGUAUGCUUCAGAAUCAACAUUUGGUUGUUUUCGGAAAUGUCCUUCCGGAGAGCCCACGCCAUGUCGGCUGCAUUGAUCCGGCUUGUGACGUGGAAAGUGAGUCCUCUCUUGCUAUACGAAAAUGUCCGGACAUUUCGCAGCCAGACAUUUCGCAGAAGGACAUUUCGCAACCGGACAUUUCGCAGCCGGACAUUUCGCAGCCGGACAUUUCGCAGCCAGACAUUUCGCAACCGGACAUUUCGCAGCCAGACAUUUCGCAGAAGGACAUUUCGCAGCCGGACAUUUCGCAGCCAGACAUUUCGCAGCCUCUGAUAACGUCAGAAAAUCAGAAUCCCAAGUUCUUCGGUUUUGAAAAAAAGUAUAUUUUAAUGUCAGAAAUUGAAUUUUGGAAGAAUUCGGCUGAAAAAAAAAUCAAAUUUCAGCUGAAAAAAUAUCAUUUGUAUCACAUGAUGUUCGAACUGUUUAAGGUUGGUCUUGGUCUCUUUUUGGAUGUUUUCUGCCCGUCCUUACACUCGUGCAAUGCCAUGAGAGCAACGGUUGAAUAUCACGGGGUCGAUGAUGAUUUGCCAGAUAUCAAAGUCUAUGUUGUCAAGGGAAACGAGGAUUUGUCGAUUAAGAUCUGUGAUCGUGGAGGUGGCGUGUCAAGAACGAUUCUGGAGCGUCUCUACAACUACAUGUACUCAACAGCUCCACCGCCACCAAGGGAUGGAACCCAGGCGCCAUUGGCCGGAUACGGCUACGGACUCCCACUCUCCCGUCUCUACGCUCGAUACUUCCUUGGUGACCUAUUCUUGGUUUCCAUGGAAGGACACGGAACUGAUGCUUGUAUUUAUUUGAAGGCUGUGCCAGUUGAAGCCAGUGAGGUCCUGCCUAUCUACAGUACUUCAUCGCGUCGUAAUCUGACAAUGGGUCCGCAGGUCGCCGAUUGGUCUCAUCAUGUACCUGGACAGGGAAAUCGUCCUGCUCAGUCUUGA